CUUUACUCAUAAAUUCAGUCAUACAAUUGAUAGGUUAUUUCUUAUUUCUUAUUUUUGUUUAUAUUUUUAUUAUAAUAUACUUUUUAAUUUUUUAAAAAUUUAAAAUGAUAAAUUAUAUAUAAAAAAUAUUAAUCCUUUAUCAUAAUUUUUAAUGUUAAAUAACAAUACUUUCAAUACAAUUUUUUAAUACAAAGUUCAUUCUCAUGAAAUUAUAUAGUAAUAGUUAUGCUCUUUCCACAAAGUAGAUAUUUAAAAUCUGAGAUUUACAUUUAAAUCAAAUAAAUUAAUAUGUAUAAUAAGUUUAGACUUUUACAUUAUAUAUUUGUGAUUAUUUGUAAUGGUAUGUUAACAUGAUAAUCGUAUUUCUCUUAAACGUGAUAUCUAAGAACAUAAAAACUUAUAUUAACAUAUGUCAUGUUUAGUAUCUUUUAUAUUUAUUAAUUUAACAUUAAAAAAAAUAUAUAAAAAUUUAGCAAAAUGAAAUAUAUAUAAUAAAUAUAUUUUAUUAAAUCUAAAAGAAUGUAGAAUUAUUAAAUUAAUGGAUUAAUAUAUUUUAAUAUUAUAAAAUUAAAUUAUACUUUAUUGAUAAUAUGAUUGUAUUUAAUGAAAGAAAAUUUUGAAAAAGUUUUUCAUUAAUCAUAUUAAAUUAUUAUAUAAUUUAAAAUAAUGGACAAUUUGUCUGAUUCAUUUAAAGCAGAAUUAGAUUCUGCUACAUCAACAGAUUCCCUGCAAUUAAUAAGUGAUGAAUUUCAUAUUAGACAUUUAUCAACACCAGAUGUUUCAAAUAUAGAAUUGUCAAAACGUAUUGCAUUACUAGAAUUAGAAAAUGAACGAUUUCGAAUAGAUUUAGAAAAUAUGCGCAUUGAACUCAAUGCCAGAAUUGCAGCUAAUGAAGGGCUUAAAGGAAAAAUAACAGAAUUGUAUGUAGAAAUGCAAUUAGUAAUUCAAGAAAAACAAAAAUUACAAAAUACUUUAACAGAUGUAAAUAAUCAUUUAGAUUCAUCAGAAACAUCUGUAAAAUGGUAUCAGUCUCAAGUACAUGGAUUACAAGCAAACAAGAAGACUUUACAAUUAGAAAUUGAUACUUAUCAAGGAAUUUUACAACAAAGACAACAAACUAUAGCAAAUAUAAAUACUAGAUAUAAACAAUUGAAUACAGAUUAUAUUGAACUUCUUCAAAAACAUCAAAAAGAAAAACAAGAUUUGGAAUGUGAAAUACAAAAUUUAAAGACACAAAAUCAAUCAAAUAAUAUUUUAAAAUCAUUAGAUAUUAGUAAUACUUCUAGUUCUCCAGAUGUUUCUACAAAGUUAGAAUUAACAGAAGAUGAACUACAAAGUACAAAGGCAGAGUUAAAAGCAUUAGAAAAACGAUUUUUAGGUAAUGAAGUUUCCAAAGCAUUGAUGGAAAAUGCUUUAGCCAAACAACGUAUAUUAAUUACAACUAUGGAGGAAAAUAUACAAAAAUGUGAAACUGAAAAAAAUCAAACUGUUAAUACAUUGCGUAAAGCACAACUUGAAAUUCAAAAAUUGAAAUCUGAGAAUGAAGCAUUGCAGACUACUCUAUUUUCUUCUAAGCAAGAACAAAGUCAGAUAGAAGAUGCAAUUUUCCAAUUGCGAUUACAAUUAACAAAAAUGAUUGCACAAUAUAAGCUUUUAAAAUCAAAAAAUAUAGAAGCAGAGGAAAAAUUAAAUUCAAUGCAAGAUAUAAUAAAUGAAAAUAAGCGUUUAAAAACAUUAUCAUAUGAAGCUAACACUGCUUUAAUUAGAAAACUUAGGCAAGAGAAACGAAAAAUAAAAUGUUUAGAAAAUAAACUUCAUGGUAUUCAAAUCAAGGGACAUUUGAACAAUAUGAAAAAUAAGAUGGAUGUUUCUUUACAAGAAUGCCUAAAACAAGUUUUAAUAAGAAAUAAAGAUUUAAAAGAUCAAUUGAAAGCAUUAACAAAAAAUUCAGAUGAAAGUAUUGAUGAAGGAUAUGGUGACAACAGUAUUGUUAGUUCCAUUUCUAUAGACAUUCCAUCACCUAAAUCCAUCAAUCCAGUAUUAUUAGAUACAGCAUCUAAUAUUUUGCUGCAAUUUAAAGAUUUUUAUAAGCCAGUACAAACAGAACUUGAACAUUUAAAAUUAAAACUUAAUAAACUGAAAGAACAGUGUACUAUAUAGUAUUUAAUUAUUUUACUAAUUAUUAUUUAUUUUUAAUUAUUUAUGAUUUAAUUGCAAAUUAUGUAUUACAUUCAAAAAAAUCAUAGAUUAAAAAUUGAUUACUUAUUAUUAUUAUUAUUAUUAUUAUUAUUAUUAUUAUUAUUAUUAUUAUUAUAGUAAUUUUAUAAUUGUUACAAAUAUUAUUAAGUUGAAAAUUUGUAUAAAUAUUUUAUCAAUUCUAACAAAUGUAUGUUUUUAAUGGAAGAUGAAAAUAUUGUUGUAAAAUUUUAAACACAUAAUAAAAAUGAAUUAUUUUAUUAUUUUUGUUA
Molecule: messenger RNA, 2468 nt
Organism: Apis cerana (Asiatic honeybee)
Lineage: Eukaryota; Metazoa; Arthropoda; Insecta; Hymenoptera; Apidae
Product: tuftelin
Source: RefSeq, a predicted model, not a curated record